This is a messenger RNA of Suillus fuscotomentosus, 652 nucleotides long. RefSeq lists its product as uncharacterized. The record is from RefSeq and is a predicted model, not a curated record. Gene Ontology annotation, biological process: transmembrane transport. The transcript is spliced from 3 exons. Gene Ontology annotation, cellular component: fungal-type vacuole membrane; plasma membrane. Lineage: Eukaryota; Fungi; Basidiomycota; Agaricomycetes; Boletales; Suillaceae. Gene Ontology annotation, molecular function: transmembrane transporter activity. The annotation marks the transcript as partial.
GGGCGUGCUCUCUCAGCAGAUAUUCUCAGCUUUGGGGGAAUCGUAUUCGGCUCAUUUACAGGGUGGGCUCUAGUCGCUGCAGACUAUAAUUGCCGACUGCCGGCUGAUACGCCACCCAUGCGUGUAUUCCUGCUUACAUUCUUCGGCUUGUUCAUCCCUAUCUGCUUUGUCCAGAUCCUUGGCGCAGCCCUUAUGACAAUCACAGAUCCGGCAUACAUCUUGGCAUACGCAGACGGUUCGACAGGUGGCCUAAUCGCGCAAGUUCUCUCCCCUUGGGGUCACUUUGGCCAAUUCGUCCUGGUCCUUCUCGCACUUUCUGUCGUCGCCAAUAAUAUCCCAAAUACCUACUCCACUGGCCUGUCAAUACAAGCCCUCGGACACCCAUUCGCCAUCAUCCCGCGCUUCUUCUGGGUUUUCAUCGCUUUCAUCGCAUAUACUGUAGCAGGCGUCAUAGGCCGCGAACACUUCAACGCCAUCCUUUCUAAUUUCCUGAGUAUUCUCAGUUACUGGACGGCUUUCUUCAUCGUGAUCGUAGCCGAAGAGCACUUCAUCUUCAGACGGAAGAACGGACCACUUGGAGGUUACAAUUUGGAUGAUUACGAUACGCCGUCAAAGUGAAUCUACUGGUUUUGGGUGAAGAUGUCAUUGACUC